AAACACUUAUAUCGCUUUCGGAGCUUCUAAUAGCACAGAAGCUAUUGACUACUGGACUGAUCUUCUCAUAAAUCAGUACCAAUGUACAUCGCAAGGAUAUCAGCUGAAAAUGGACAACUUCUCCUGUUAUGAGAACUGCCGCAAAGAUCAUUCAUCUGAAAUUGAUAGCUGUCAUUCAGA
Molecule: messenger RNA, 180 nt
Organism: Auanema sp. JU1783
Lineage: Eukaryota; Metazoa; Nematoda; Chromadorea; Rhabditida; Rhabditidae
Source: the annotation of a GenBank genome assembly